GACAAGCCGCUGGGAUAACGGGGCGCCGGGAGAAUGCUUGGACCAGCGACUAAGGGCGGUUAAGGGGGCGGGGGCCGUGGAUGGCCAGACCGCAGCUGAGGCUGCUUCUGCUCUUCCUACUGGCCCGGCCCCCAGCCUGCCUAGGACCGGACUAUCACUAUUUCGGAGAGCAAGGCUCGGGAGAUUCUUGGGAGAGAGAAUUGAAGCCUGAAAAAUUGCCAUUGAGUCCGUGGGGCCCGUGGAUUUGCUACUGUCUCCGGGGAGUUCGAGAGCGGAGUCGGGAUGUGGUAGGGGCAUCUGUAGGUCCUGUAUUUCUGGACAGGGACACCCUAGUGCAGCGCCAGCCCUGCAUUCACAAAUGUCCUGGUUGCUUACCACAUCAGUGUAAUUGGAGGACCCGAAAACACAGUGACCGGGGCCAAAUACAAAGGCUGACCCCAGUGAACCCACAGACAAUGAAAGGAAGAUAGACAAUUGUAGGAGACUUGAGGCCCUUGCCAUCCCAUUUGGGUUUUGGAUAAGGAAGAGAGAAAAAUCUGAAGUUAGGAAAGGAGCAUCCUAAAGGGAAGGAAACUUCUGGGUUGACACUGCCCUUGUUUAUUUGCUGCAGUUCCUAGGAAGGCCUCCAAGUGGAAGUCCCUACUCUUAUUAAUGUUCCAGAGCCUAAAACAGAAAAGUCUGGUACGAUGAAAAGAACACUAGCCUAUUGUUGUUCCUCAGAUAAAGAAACUGAGGCAAACAGAGUUAAAUGACUUGGCCAGGGCCACAUAACUAGAAAAUGUCGGAAGCCAGAGGCCAGAUUUGAAUUCACAAAGAAGAGUCUUCUUGACUGUACCCACUCUCAUCUCAGCACUCUAUCCACUUCAGGACCUAACUGCUGCUCAGCCUGAGGCCCCAUGGUCUACGGCAUCUGCUUCUGCCCCUUGUCCAGACUGGGCGACCUGGAGGCCCUGAAGGUGGCGGACUCAAAGACCCUGUCGGAGGCGGAGAGGGAGAGACUUUUUGGCAAGCUAGAGCAGGCCCGGGACUUUGUGGGCUGGGCCUUGGACAUCCUGUCCCCGAACCUCAUUUCCACCAGCAUGCAGAGGCGAGCCAAGUAUAACCUGAACUCCCUUUCUCAUGACACUGCUAUGGCCUUGGUGCAGCUGGCUCUGGAUCAGGGUGUGAGAGUCACUCAGGUGUUUGUGGACACAGUGGGGCCGGCUGACAAGUACCAGCAAAAACUUAAAGAGAGGUUUCCAGAGGUUGAAGUGACUGUUCGACCCAAGGCCGACUCCUUAUUCCCUGUGGUCAGCGCUGCCAGCAUUUGUGCUAAGGUUGCCCGGGACCAUGCUGUGAAGAGAUGGAAAUUUUUGGAAGACCUUAAAGACCUGAAAAUGGAUUACGGGUCUGGCUAUCCCAAUGACCCCAAGACCAAGGAGUGGCUGUCCCAGUGCUUGGACCCUGUCUUUGGCUUUCCCCAGUUUGUCCGCUUUAGCUGGAGCACUGCUCAGCUCAUCCUGGAUGGACGUGCUGUACCUGUGCGCUGGGAGGACUCGGAGGAAGGAGCAGGAGGGUCACCAGCUGCUGGCAGAGGUUCUGGCACCCCCUCCCUUCUGUCCUACUUUGCCCGUACACAAGCUGCCACAGAACGACAAUCUCACCGGUUUUUCCACGAGAGGGGAUUGGAGACAGUUGCUGAUCUAUAGAAAUUGUUGAAAAAAGUGGUGGAGAGAAAUAGCAGCACCUGGCAGGGAUGGGAAGGACUGUUACUUUGUGUCUUUUUCUUCUUCUUGAUGUUAAUUUGUAAUAAAAUCUCAGGAAUAGAA
Messenger RNA from Sarcophilus harrisii (Tasmanian devil), 1808 nucleotides. It is a transcript of the gene RNASEH2A, whose product is annotated as ribonuclease H2 subunit A. The coding region runs from base 897 to 1688 and encodes 263 amino acids. Gene Ontology annotation, biological process: mismatch repair; DNA replication, removal of RNA primer. Lineage: Eukaryota; Metazoa; Chordata; Mammalia; Dasyuromorphia; Dasyuridae. The transcript has 10 exons. Gene Ontology annotation, cellular component: ribonuclease H2 complex. Gene Ontology annotation, molecular function: RNA-DNA hybrid ribonuclease activity; RNA binding. The record is from RefSeq and is a predicted model, not a curated record.